This is a messenger RNA of Lycium ferocissimum, 1594 nucleotides long. RefSeq names its product probable magnesium transporter NIPA2. Gene Ontology annotation, cellular component: membrane. The transcript has 9 exons. Gene Ontology annotation, molecular function: magnesium ion transmembrane transporter activity. Gene Ontology annotation, biological process: magnesium ion transport. The record is from RefSeq and is a predicted model, not a curated record. NCBI's taxonomy places the organism in Eukaryota, Viridiplantae, Streptophyta, Magnoliopsida, Solanales, Solanaceae. The coding region runs from base 511 to 1449 and encodes 312 amino acids.
CAAAGUGUAAUGGACUUUGUUUCUCUCUAAACCAAAAGUAUACCCCCAAAAAUUUCACCUCCUUUCUCUCUUCCCUCUCUUUUCUCUUCUCAUUUCUGCAGCUUUCUGCGGAAAAGAGAAUUUCUGCAAAGAGAGGGAGAGAGAAAGCGAGAGAAAAUACGAGGACAAAAAGAAAGAAAGAAAUUAAUUUUUUUUUUCUUUACAAAUUUUCUUGCAAGUCCAAAGCAAAAAAAAAAGAAAGAAACAAAGAAAGAAGGAAGCUGGUUAAAGAAAGAUUGGAAAAUGUUUAAGGGAUUCAAGAUUUUUAACAAUACCCCUAUAAAAAUCGACCCUUUAUCUUAAAUCUACCAGUUUUUAUUUUUUUGGAUAAUUAUUGGUGGCUUAAGGUAUUUAUCCACGUUUCCUCACAUGCAAACAAAAGCCAAGAAUAAGGGUUUUCAUUUGCUGGAAAGAAUUGGCUUUUGAAUAUCAAGAAAUUUUAUAUGAUCAUUCCUCUCCAUUUUUAAUAAAAUGGAGGGAGUAUCUGAUAAUGUUCAUGGAGUUAUAUUAGCUAUAUCAUCCAGUAUUUUCAUUGGGUCCAGCUUUGUUAUUAAGAAGCAAGGUCUAAAAAAAGCUGGUGAAAAUGGGAAACGAGCAGGUUCAGGAGGCCAUUCCUACUUGUUGGAACCUUGUUGGUGGGCUGGAAUGUUAUCUAUGAUUAUUGGAGAGGGAGCUAACUUUGCUGCUUAUGCAUAUGCCCCGGCAAUACUUGUGACACCCUUAGGGGCUUUAAGUAUGAUUGUCAGUGCAGUGUUAGCACAUUUUAUUUUGAAGGAGAGGCUGCAUAUCUUUGGUAUGGUUGGUUGUCUCCUCUGCGUGGUUGGAUCUGUCAGUAUUGUCUUACAUGCCCCAUUAGAGAAGAGUAUCCAAUCUGUCAAGGAUGUCUGGUAUCUAGCAACAGCGCCAGGGUUCCUCGCCUACGCUUUCACAGUUCUGGUGCUGAUACUUAUCCUUAUUGUCCGGUUUGUGCCUCAUUAUGGGCGGUCGCAUUUGGUUGUCUACAUUGGUAUCUGUUCUCUUGCGGGUUCUCUAACGGUUAUGGGUGUCAAAGCAAUUGGAAUGGCUAUCAAGCUCACAUUUAGAGGACAAAAUCAAUUCAAGUAUUUUGAGACAUGGUUUUUUAUAAUUUUUGUCCUCAUUUUUUGCCUUUUGCAGCUGAACUAUUUGAACAAGGCACUUGACACAUUUAAUACCGCUGUGGUUUCCCCAAUAUACUACGUCAUGUUUACGACACUGACCAUUGUUGCAAGCAUGAUAAUGUUUAAGGUCAUGAGGAAUCUUGAGGACAUCAAAUUGAUAGUUCCAAGUUAUGUUGCUCGGACUCUUCAAAAUUGCUGCCGCAUCCGAGUCAGAUUCUCCAAAAAUACACUACAAUUGGAGGAUCUGGCACACACCGGACGUUAUUUUUGAAGAGUCUGAAGGUUGCAAGUGCAAUUCAACAACCAUUGACAAGUUUUUGAUUGUAGUAACCUGUUGAUAACAGCAUAAACUUAUAAUAUGACAACAGAAAUCAAGAUAAUUUGUUCAAGUCUCGAGCACCAACAUAUCUUGGUCC